AUGGCCUUCGGCCCUCUCCUCCUCUUCUUCCUGUCUCUGGUUGGCUGCUGCUCUGCAAAGGACAAAUCGGACAAAGCCCCUCCACCUCCUAGAGGAUGUGGUUCUGGCGUGGACCCGACUUACAGGGUUCUGUGUGACCUCGAGUCGGUAUGGGGGGUGGUUCUGGAAGCAGUGGCGAGCGGGGGCGUUAUAGCGGCCCUGGUCCUGGCUCUGAUCCUCCUCGUUCGGCUGAAAACCGUCACGGAGCCUUCGCGGAGGAGCGGGGUGGGCCCUCUGCUCCUCCUGCUGGCGGGGACGGUGGGUCUCUUCGGCCUGUCGUUGGUCUUCAUGGUGGGGCGUAGCGAGAUCCUGUGCAUGGUUCGGCGUUGCCUCUGGGGGCUGCUGUUCGGGCUUUGUUUCUCCUGCCUCCUGGUCCAAGGGUUGCGUCUGAGGAGGCUGGCGCGCGGGAAAAGCAGCCCGGCGGGGAGCUCCUUGUCCGGGCUCGCCCUGGGCCUCACCCUGGUUCAAGGCAUCGUCUCCGCGGAGUGGCUGCUGCUUACGGUGGCCCGAGAGGGUCACGCGGCCUGUGACUACCAGCCCGUGGACUUUGCGUUAGCGUGUAGCUACGUGUUGGGGCUGCUACUAACGGCGGCCGGACUUGCGCUGGCCGUGGCUUUGUGUGGGGGUGGGACAGGGGCGGAGCCUAGAUGGAGGUGUAACGGUGUUUGGCUCUUCCUCACCUGUCUGGCGUCUCUGUUGCUCUGGGUGAUCUGGCUGGUGUUGUAUCUCUACGGUAGCCUGACCGUCACGACGGGACCGCGGUGGGACGAGCCGGCGUUGGCCAUCACCUUGGUAACGGAAGGUUGGGCUCUUCUGCUGUUCCACGCUAUCCCAGAAACCCACCUCUGUCUGAGGACGCCCGCCCGCCAGUCGAGCGUCACCAUGGCAAUGACGAGGGUCCCCGAUUACUACGACACUUCCCAUCAGCCCCCACCACCCAUGCACAUGGGAGAACAAGGGUAUGACAGUGAACUUCCGUCCAGUCCUGGAGCAGCAUUUCCAGAGAACCACGCCUACUCAAUAGAGGGGCACAAUACAGCUGUGAGGACUAGUGGGUACACUAAUGGACAGGGUGGAGUGAGAACCGGUCUACCCUUCCGCAGUCACGUCUAUCAGCCCACUGAGAUGGCUCUGCUAAUGAACGGGGGAACGAUCCCAACUGCUCCUCCAAACUUCACAGGAAGGCAAUUAUGGUGA
Molecule: messenger RNA, 1236 nt
Organism: Chanos chanos (milkfish)
Lineage: Eukaryota; Metazoa; Chordata; Actinopteri; Gonorynchiformes; Chanidae
Gene: gprc5bb
Product: G protein-coupled receptor, class C, group 5, member Bb
Exons: 3
Coding region: 1-1236 (411 amino acids)
Biological process (GO): G protein-coupled receptor signaling pathway
Cellular component (GO): extracellular exosome; intracellular membrane-bounded organelle; plasma membrane
Molecular function (GO): protein kinase activator activity; G protein-coupled receptor activity; protein kinase binding
Source: RefSeq, a predicted model, not a curated record